AUGGAAGAUGUGGCUCAUCCGACGGUGGCUUUACAUGUCAAGGAUCACAAUUUGGUGUUUGUUGUGGUGUCGAUGGUCGCUGGUGGCCGUUAUGAGCAGUUCCACGUUCACCUCAGGUCUUACCCCAUCAAGCAGUACCAUUUCUUCAUCAUCCAAUGGAGUAGGAUCCUCUUCAAGCUUGUCGCCCUCUUCCAGCUUUGCGACCGGAAUCUCAGAAGUGAGCACAUCAACGUCUUCGCGGAUUUCAAUUGCUUCACUCCUCUUCCCUUCUUCUUCUUCUUCUCCGCCAAUUUCUUCUACUCCAAGCUCUUCUUCCUCUUCAUCUGCUGUUCUAGUCAACAGUACCCCAGCUACCAGCAGCCCCCAUGA
Lasiodiplodia theobromae is the source of this 369-nucleotide messenger RNA. RefSeq lists its product as uncharacterized. The coding region runs from base 1 to 369 and encodes 122 amino acids. The record is from RefSeq and is a predicted model, not a curated record. The transcript has 2 exons. NCBI's taxonomy places the organism in Eukaryota, Fungi, Ascomycota, Dothideomycetes, Botryosphaeriales, Botryosphaeriaceae.